CUCUCUCUCUCUCCAAUAAAAGUUGUCACCUUUAAGUGUGUUCUAAUGGAGAUUAUUCUCUACUCAUCAUCCUUCUCUCUUUCUAUAUCCUCUUCAUUUAUUAAGCCACUCUUUCACGCUUUUUAAGACAAUUAACAGCCACGGGUCGUAAAAGCUAAAGCCUUUUGCUUUGAAUUCAAGUGAUUGAGAGAAGUGGAAGAAUCAUGACUAUUGGGUUUUCUUUUCUGAUCCGAUUCUUAAUCUGAUAUUGUCAAUUUUUCUUCAUCUCUUUCAGGUAAGAGGUUGUUUGUGACAAUGGGGUGGCUUACUAAAAUCCUCAAGGGUUCUAGCCGUAAAUGUUCAGACGGACAAGUUAACAGAAGAUACAAUAGAGAGGAUAGGAGCUUGGAGUCCACUCCUCGUUAUUCUGCGGAAGGAUCUGAUUUUGACAAAGAAGAGAUUGAAUGUGCUAUUGCACUCUCCCUUUCUGAACAAGAACAUGUAAUUCCACAAGAUGACAAAGGAAAGAAAGUCAUCGAAUACAAGUCUGAAACCGAAGAAGAUAAUGAUGAUGAUGAUGAAGAUGAGGAUGAGGAUGAUGACGAAGAAUACAUGAGAGCUCAGCUAGAAGCAGCAGAAGAAGAGGAGAAAAAGGUAGCUCAGGCUCAAAUCGAGGAAGAAGAGAAACGACGAGCUGAAGCUGAACUAGAAGAGUUAGAGAAACAGCUUGCAAAAGCUCGGUUAGAAGAGGAAGAAGUUAGGCGUGCCAAAGCUCAACUAGAGGAAGAUGAACAACUCGCAAAGGCUCUUCAAGAAAGUAUGGAUGCUGGAUCUCCUCCUAGAUAUGAUUCUGGAAGUAUGUUUCCAUCAUACCCGUUCCUUGUUCCAUCUAGGAUAUGCACUGGUUGCCGAGCUGAAAUUGGACAUGGAAGGUUUUUGAGUUGCAUGGGUGGCGUUUGGCAUCCUGAAUGUUUUUGCUGCCAUGCUUGUGAUAAGCCCAUCGUAGACUAUGAGUUCUCCAUGUCAGGAAACCGGCCUUAUCACAAACUAUGUUACAAGGAGCAGCAUCAUCCAAAAUGUGAUGUUUGUCAUAACUUUAUUCCGACAAAUCCAGCUGGUCUCAUUGAGUACAGAGCACAUCCCUUUUGGAUGCAAAAGUACUGUCCUUCACAUGAGCGUGAUGGAACUCCUCGAUGUUGUAGCUGUGAGCGAAUGGAGCCGAAAGAUACAAAGUAUCUCAUACUCGAUGAUGGUCGAAAGCUGUGUCUUGAAUGUCUAGACUCAGCCAUUAUGGACACUCAUGAAUGCCAACCGUUGUAUCUUGAGAUACGUGAGUUUUAUGAAGGCUUACACAUGAAAGUAGAACAGCAGAUUCCUAUGCUGUUGGUGGAGAGAUCAGCUUUAAACGAAGCUAUGGAAGGAGAGAAACAUGGACAUCAUCACUUACCUGAAACUAGAGGUCUUUGUUUGUCUGAAGAACAAACUGUCACAACGGUGUUAAGGAGACCAAAGAUUGGGGCAGGCUACAAGUUGAUAGACAUGAUCACAGAGCCUUGCAGGCUGGUGCGCCGUUGUGAAGUCACUGCCAUUCUCAUCUUAUAUGGACUUCCCCGUUUGUUAACUGGAUCAAUCUUAGCACAUGAGAUGAUGCAUGCAUGGCUUCGACUAAAUGGGUAUCCAAAUCUUAGACCAGAAGUGGAAGAAGGGAUAUGUCAGGUUUUAGCUCACAUGUGGUUGGAAUCAGAGACUUAUGCUGGCUCUACAUUAGUAGACAUUGCAUCUUCUUCGUCUUCAUCAUCAUCCGCUGUAGCCACUGCAUCGUCCAAGAAAGGAGAGAGGUCAGACUUUGAGAAGAAACUUGGUGAGUUUUUCAAGCACCAGAUAGAAUCAGAUUCUUCAACUGCAUACGGGGAUGGGUUCAGGCAAGGUAACCAAGCUGUUCUUACUCAUGGUCUGAAGCGAACUCUCGACCACAUUCGCUUGACCGGUACAUUUCCUUGAUGGGAUUUGAAACUAUAAAAGAGAUAAAACAAAUAGUUUUUUUUAGAGUAUAAACUGAGAGAAAAUGGGGAAAAAAUGUAUAGUUGCAAUACACAUUUAAGAGUCAUAAAGUUUCUACCUCCAAGUGUACUUUUAAAUGCAUUUUAAAGACUUGUUACGCCCACUACGUUUUCACAUCGUCAACGAGAAGUGGACAAGUCAAUAAUGUUGUAGAAAAGUUAAGGUUCAAGAAGAUCCUAAUGGAUUGCAUUGUUUUAUAUUCCAAUUUUUUUUUUCUUUCUUGCUCAAAGAUAUGUUAGUUGUUAUAUGGAGAAGCUUAUGAUUAUUACAAACGAUGCUUCGGCUUUAUUACAUUUGUGGACCAAAAUGGAUAGAGAAUCAAUCAAUAUAUGUAUGAAAAUUU
Eruca vesicaria subsp. sativa (arugula) is the source of this 2383-nucleotide messenger RNA. Lineage: Eukaryota; Viridiplantae; Streptophyta; Magnoliopsida; Brassicales; Brassicaceae. The record is from the annotation of a GenBank genome assembly.